CAAAAUGUCAAACCGUGUUAGCCACGUAGACACAGAGCAGACUGUGUCCCCGGGUACCCAUGACGCUGUGGUGCUCCAGCAAGGACGUGGCCUUCUACGCACCAUCUGUCCAACCUUCACCCCCGACUCCUUGGAGAGACUUUACCAGAGUUACUUCAGACGGCAAAGACAGGAGAACAUGCUGACACUGAUGACGUCCGCCGCUUUGUUCAACAGCUUUGUCAUCAUCAUGUGUGCAGUGGUUUACACCAAGGACAAACAGGCCAUGGUGGUAGUGGCCGCAGUGGGCUUGGCUGCCGACCUAGUCUUUUACGAGUUGUACAGGCGGCAGAAGCUGCCCAAGUCAGUGGUCUCGCGGGGCGCCAUUCCCUAUGUUCUGUGGUUGAUGGUUACCGUCCACGUUCUGUGCUACUCGGCACUCAACUACAAGCGCUUUCCCCAAGCCAGUGACUCGGUGGGCUGGCAGGCUUUUUUUAGCUUCUCCACCUUCCUGAUGCUACCUCUCAACCUGGCAGCCCUUCUUCUGCUGUCAGCCCUCUCCUGUGGGGUCCACAUCCUGGUGCUGGGGUUGACUGUGGCUCAGAAGUUUGAGGACAACCUGCGAGGGCCCAUGCUGGUCAGGCAGCUCCUGGCCAACACCAUGCUGUACCUGUGUGCAGCUGCAGUAGGGGUCCUGUCAUACUACAUGGCAGACAGGAAGUACAGGACAGCUUUUUUGGAGGCACGUCAGUCUCUGGAGGUCAAACUCACAAUGGAAGAACAGAGCACCCAGCAGGAAGAAUUACUGUUGUCCAUACUGCCCAAACACAUCGCCGAUGAGAUGCUGCAGGGCUUGAAGAAUCGUGCCGAUCAAAACCAGGUCCAGCAACAGCAGCAGCAGCAGUUCAACACCAUGUACAUGUACCGCCAUGAACACGUUAGCAUCCUGUUUGCCGACAUUGUGGGCUUCACCCAGCUGUCUUCUACCUGCAGCGCACAGGAGCUGGUGAAGCUGCUCAAUGAGCUCUUUGCCCGUUUCGAUAAACUGUCCGAACGACACCAUCAACUGCGAAUAAAGAUCCUGGGCGACUGCUACUACUGCAUCUGUGGUCUUCCCAACUUCAGAGAGGACCAUGCCGCCUGCUCCAUCAUGAUGGGCCUCUCAAUGGUAGAAGCCAUCUCUUACGUGCGAGAGAAGACCAAAACAGAGGUGGACAUGCGAGUGGGUGUCCACACCGGCACUGUUCUGGGAGGAGUUCUGGGCCAGAAGCGCUGGCAGUUUGACGUUUGGUCCACGGACGUCACCGUAGCUAAUAAGAUGGAAUCUGGAGGGAUUCCCGGGCGAGUGCAUAUUUCCCAGAGCACCAAGGAGAGUCUUCACGGAGAGUUUGAACUGGAGCCUGGUAAUGGCAGCGAAAGAUGCGAGUAUCUGCUGGAGAAAGGCAUUGACACUUAUUUGGUUGUGGUGCCUAAAAAGAAAUGCCAUAAGCUGAAUGGGAAAACAUCCAGUGUUUUGUACGCGGGAAGGUCUCACCAGUUGAUUAACACCACAUCAAACCACGCAGCCUCGUCAUCUCCAGUGUCGGAGUCACAACAGGAGAGGAACAGACUGGUUGAAGAGCAAUUCAUCAAUGUGCGGUUACAGCGGGAGCUCCUGGAAAGAGAAAGGCGGCAAAUAAUGAAGAACCUGAUCCAUCCCGUCUCGCUUUGGUUUGUUGAUGGCAAGCUGGAGACGCAUUACUCCUCAGAGAAGGAGAAGCGCAGCGGGGCGGCGUUCUGCUGCUGCGCUAUUGUGCUUCUCUUCAUCACGGCAAUGGAGGUGUUCAUAGAUCCUCUACUGGUUGUGAACUAUGUGACUCUUGCAAUAGGAGAGUUUCUUUUUUUCAUCCUCACCGUGUGCUCCCUGGCCGGUGUCUUCCCCAAGAUGUUUUCCAAGAAGCUGGUGUCCUUCUCCACUUGGAUCGAUCGCACGCGCUGGGCAAGAAACACGUGGGCAAUGGCGGCCAUAUUUGUCCUCACAAUGGCCAUCAUUGCUGACAUGCUCAGCUGUGUGCCGCCACAUUUCCAGGUGGUCAACAGCACCUCCGACCACACACUGGACACGUUGGGCGAAUGCGCGGAAAACCCCAAGCACUACAGUUUCAUGACUGUGAUGGCGCUAAUCGCCACCGCCAUGCUGGUGCAGGUCAGCCACCUAAUCAAGCUAGGCCUGAUGACGCUGGUCGUCACGGCGACGGGAGCUGUUAACAUCUACAGCUGGCGGAACAAUUACGACCUUUAUGACUUUUUACACUUUGCCUCCCACAGUGCAUCCAUGGUACCAUCCAAGUACCUCAUGACCAUGAUGACCAUCGUCAUGAUGCUCAGCUUCUACCUCUUCUCCCGCCAUUCGGAGCGUCAGUCCAGAAAGUUGUUCCUGUGGAAGAUUGGCGUGCACGAUCAGAAGGAGCGAGUGCUGGAGAUGAGGCGCUGGAAUGAAGCGCUGGUCACUAACAUGCUGCCGGAGCAUGUCGCCAAACACUUCCUAGGCACUAAAAAGAGAGAUGAGGAGUUGUACAGUCAGUCGUACGAUGAAGUAGGUGUGAUGUUCGCAUCCAUCCCUAACUUUUCAGACUUCUACACCGAGGAGAGCAUCAACAAUGGCGGCAUCGAGUGCCUCCGCAUUCUCAACGAAAUCAUUUCAGACUUUGACGGUUUACUAGACAGGGACGAGUUUCGCAACAUCACCAAGAUCAAGACGAUCGGCAGCACCUACAUGGCGGCGUCGGGACUCACCCCGAAAAGCAACGCAACUAACGGACAAUGCAGCCACAGGCCAGAGGACCAGACACUCGUCGAGCACUGGCAGCACCUUGCCGAUCUGGCAGACUUUGCAUUGGCUAUGAAAGUCACCCUCGACAACCUCAACAGACAGUCCUUCAAUAACUUCAUGCUACGAAUCGGUCUCAAUAAAGGCGGGGUUCUGGCGGGCGUGAUCGGUGCUCGUAAACCUCACUAUGACAUCUGGGGAAACACGGUCAACGUGGCCAGUAGAAUGGAGUCAACCGGAGUCAUGGGGAACAUUCAGGUGGUGGAGGACUGCUACGACAUUUUAAAGGAUUACAGCUUCCGCUUUGUGCGACGGGGGCCCAUAUUUGUAAAAGGGAAAGGGGAGCUGCUGACCUUCUUCAUGAAAGGGAAAGAACUAAACACGAACAACGGAGGCCUUCCACGAACAACUCUUCCUCAUGAGGUUGUGCACGUUUUUUGACUCGUGGUUAAAGGACAUGAAAAGAAGGAUGAACAAUCCAAUGGGAACACCAUUCUAAGUUUAUUUUUGUCGGGGUUGUUCAUAUUUUUCACAUCAGUUACACACCAUCUAUUGACAAAUACUGUAAAUGCAAAUGCACCUAAUUGUUAAAAGUGCAAUAUUAUUUUCUAUUUGUUAUAUUUUUUUACCUUACCUUGAGUUUUGGAAAAGCAUGUAGUUGGUUCAAUAUUUAUACUAAUCAUGAUUUUCAAUAAACAA
This is a messenger RNA of Nerophis lumbriciformis (worm pipefish), 3487 nucleotides long. It is a transcript of the gene adcy3b, whose product is annotated as adenylate cyclase 3b. The record is from RefSeq and is a predicted model, not a curated record. Gene Ontology annotation, cellular component: plasma membrane. Gene Ontology annotation, molecular function: adenylate cyclase activity. NCBI's taxonomy places the organism in Eukaryota, Metazoa, Chordata, Actinopteri, Syngnathiformes, Syngnathidae. Gene Ontology annotation, biological process: cAMP biosynthetic process; intracellular signal transduction; adenylate cyclase-activating G protein-coupled receptor signaling pathway.